UUAGAAUGGAAGGUAGAGAUGAGAUUGAUCAAGAGAAGUAUUACCAGAGGAUUAGUCGAGAGGAGUCACUCCUGGUAGAAAGCAUUGAGCAACAAUAUCAGAGAUGCUGAGAUAUCUACUGCAAUGCACUUUUAAGGAAUAUUAAAGCUAGCCUACCCGAUCCAGAAUCUGAUGAGCACUGAGUAAACUUUUCACUUGGAAUACAUUUUGGAAAAUCUAUACAUAUGAAACUUCCUAAAAAUUUAAAGUUUCUGAAGUUCUUCAAUGUAGAUAAGGUAAUAUUGAAAAUUGACAAAUGACAAACCAAGCAUGCUCUGAAUUUCAUAGAUUUCUCAUUUCCCGAUAAAACUAAUGUGCUAUAUAUUUCUCUCACUGGCAAAAUGAAGUUAAGUUGAGGUAUUUACUUUAAUUCAUUGGCCAGGAUCAGCUCAAAGGUAACCCAAAGCGUGACGUUACAAUGGUUCUGUCUUAACCUUCAUCAACUGAAGAGGUUUGUGGCAGCUUAUAAGCAUGUGGAAAGACUAGAAGUUAAAAGCUGCAAACUGUCCAUUCCAAAAGUUCCUGAUUUCUCAAAGGCUCUUCAGAAUUGUAAAGUGCAGAUAAUAGACUUAUGGAGAACAGGAGACUAUUCAUACAGCAAUUGGAGAGAUCAUCUUGACGAGUUCAAGAAUUUGGUACAAGGCUUCUCAACAUCUCCGGAUUUAAAGUUGAGUCUCAGAGAAGUAUGCAUUUGGAACUGUGGAAUAAAGGAAAAUGAAGCGGAGGACAUUUUUGCAGAAAAUCAACUCGAAGGAGUAAAAUUAAUGGAUGGAUCUUAA
Molecule: messenger RNA, 818 nt
Organism: Moneuplotes crassus
Lineage: Eukaryota; Ciliophora; Spirotrichea; Euplotida; Euplotidae
Source: the annotation of a GenBank genome assembly